UGACUCAAAUGCCCCGGGCCGAGAUGGUGCGUUUCUCUUGUAUGGAUGCCGCCCAACAUCUCGAGAAGAUAUUCUGUCUGCGCUCCCUCCAAGAUACGCAGUCGAUCGUUAUAUAUCGCGCUACUUCAACUAUCUGGAUCUCGUCUCAGCCGGUAAGUCCUUUCGACGUUGUCUAUCUGUUGUCUAUUAAUGGCUCAUAUACUUCGGUGACAUCCAGCUGCUGUCCAUGCACCCGCUUUCUUGCGAGAGUACGAGGCCUUCUGGGCUGACCCCUCGGCUGUCCCAAUAAUAUGGGUCGGGCUGCUCUUCAGCAUGAUAUGUCUUGCUUGUCUGGCAUCAAAUCAGCCUGAUAACCGCGAUAAUGAGCUACUAUCUCUGCAGGUUGAUCUCUACCGCGAAAAGACCGUCCAAUGCUUGAUCAUGGGCGAAUAUACGAAACCGGGUCCAUAUGUACUUGAAACCGUCAUCAAUUAUAUCUAUGCGGAAUUCUGCGUUUGUACGGAUGCGAAUAGAGAUAUGUGGUAUCUCCUUGCCGUGGAAGUUAAUCUUGCGAUGCGCAUGGGUUACCACCGUGAUCCUAGCCACUUCCCUGGAAUCUUACCUUUCCAGGCUGAGAUGCGGCGGCGAGUCUGGGCAACUGUACUCAUGAGUGAUGUCAUGAUUUCGAACCAAAUGGGGAUGCCGCGGAUGAUCGUGGAUUGGAAGGAACUGCCACCUCCACGACUAGAAACCGAGCUGACAACAGCUCUAGGGAUCAUCGCUCGCAGACGAAUGUUGAAGGCCCUCGGUAUCAUUGCAGAUCUCACAAGCAGGGUCAAGCCUUGCUCCUAUAAAGAGGUUAUGCAGGUGGAUCGUAUCCUUCAUGAUACUGCUGCCAACAUCCCGGCACCCCUGAAGUGGAAAUCGAUGGCGGCGAGUGUGACCGACUCGCCACAGGUCAUUAUAGCUCGUUUGUUUAUCAGACAUAUGCUGUACAAGGGUCAGAUCAUGCUACAUCAGCGAUUCUUGUGUAUGCAGUCUCCAUCGGGCAAGCAGGACGGCUUCGAUUACUCGCGACAAGCGUGCAUUGAUGCGUCGAUGGGCACUCUCGAGCUUCAGAAUGUGCUUGACGAGGAAACUUGCGCUGGAGGUCAACUGCACGAGAUGCGAUGGCGAGUCACCUCGCUAAUGAAUCAUCAGUUUCUUACUGCAGCAAUGAUCCUAUGCUCCUUAUUGCAUAAUGGGCGAACUAUGGAGAGGAAAGAUGAAAUUCUACGUGGGCUUCAACGUGCCAGAGGGAUCUGGAUGCGUAGAAGCUCAACUUCGAAAGAAGCAAAGCGAGCCGCAGACACUGUUGGUAUUGUGCUUUCGAGGAUGGGGGGUGAUGGGAGAAGCGAGCCCAACCUCAAUGCAGAUGCGGGCGGUAGCCUGACUAUACCUGACUCCAGCGGUGACUUUGGUUUGGUGUCAGAUAACCCUAUACCGGGCAACAUGGGUUUCCAUGACCCUGACCAGUUCAUCAUGCCAGAAAUUCUGGGAGCUAUUUUUCCACCGGUACUAGAGGAUCAAAAUAUGAGCUACAAUGCCCAUAGCACUGCCCCCCUCCAUGACUGGAUGUUCAUGAACUGGGAUAAUCCCGGAGGGACAUACCACGGUUGACGCUACGCUGUACGGAUGUCGAUGGGCCAUCUUGACAGAUGUACUAGGGGGAAAGAUGUAUGUCUACUGCUAAUUUUGACUAAAUAGACGACAAAAUUGCAGCGUACUACACGCACUAAACCUGGUCACUGAACACAUACGGAAUUCUCAACUCAGAUGUUUAGGCAGCUUGGAAUCAUGAAUUAGCUCACAGUAGUGGCAUAAAGCCAACUCGAGAGAGGGCCUCAAUACUACACCGUGUCUACACUAGGUGCCUUG
This is a messenger RNA of Aspergillus versicolor CBS 583.65, 1896 nucleotides long. RefSeq names its product fungal specific transcription factor domain-containing protein. NCBI's taxonomy places the organism in Eukaryota, Fungi, Ascomycota, Eurotiomycetes, Eurotiales, Aspergillaceae. Bases 313 to 1638 code for a protein of 441 amino acids. Gene Ontology annotation, cellular component: nucleus. The transcript is spliced from 4 exons. Gene Ontology annotation, biological process: DNA-templated transcription. The record is from RefSeq and is a predicted model, not a curated record. Gene Ontology annotation, molecular function: zinc ion binding; DNA binding.